Messenger RNA from Aspergillus candidus, 899 nucleotides. RefSeq lists its product as uncharacterized. Lineage: Eukaryota; Fungi; Ascomycota; Eurotiomycetes; Eurotiales; Aspergillaceae. The transcript is spliced from 2 exons. The record is from RefSeq and is a predicted model, not a curated record. Bases 258 to 713 code for a protein of 151 amino acids.
AGCUCGAACAAAGCCAGUUAGGACAUGAGAAAGCGGAUAGUGAAGUUUGAAUGCUUCGUUUUUGCCGUUUUGGGCGAUCAGUACAAUGUCCGUGCUGUGCACCGGACAAAGGUAUAAAGCAUCGUGAGAAUCACCAGGUAGAAUAGAUUUUCAUCAAGCAAACCAAGCAAGCAUCCAUUCCAGCAAAGCAUUUCAGCAACCAAUCAACCCAGUUCAAGUUCUUUCAAUCGAUCUAAAGACAACCCACUAUCAUCAAAAUGAAGUUCUCCACCACCGCCGCUCUUCUUGCUGCCACCAGCACCACCGUCCUGGCCGCCCCCAAGGCGCUGAUGCCCUUGCAGCUGAAUAACCUGCACAUCCGCCACAACAAGGGUGUCCACAAGGUGAUGGUCGAUUUCGACCUGAUCGAUUUGAACAAGGGCACAUCCGGCUUCAAGUGCGAGGUCCAGCUUAUGGAGGACCACCCCUACAACGAGCAGGUCAACAAGCCGUGUGCCGACGCCCUCUACGAGUUCGGCUUCCCCGGCGGCGGCGUCAAGAACCCCCGCGACCUCACCCUCGGCGCCAGGAAGGUCGGCGACGGCGCCUUCUACGGCCAGAUUGAGAUCAACGAGGGUGCCGAGUGGCAUUGCGUUGACGACAGCAACCCCGGUGGCAAGUUCACCGAGUGCAACCUCACUGGCUACCUCAAGAUCCCCGUGAACCUGGAAUAAGCGAUUGCUUGCUUUCGGCCUGCCAGUUCCUGAAUCUGGAACUGCGCUUACUCCUCAAUGUCAGCGAUGUGUUGAUGCCUCUCAUUAUCUGCUUACCAGAAGACCGUUAAGAUAGUUUGUUUUCGUUGCCAUUGGCUUUGAUUUGUUUGAUAUUUGUUUGUUUCUUGUUGCUCGCAUGUACCUAAU